This is a messenger RNA of Lolium rigidum, 656 nucleotides long. Its product is annotated as transcription factor IBH1-like 1. The record is from RefSeq and is a predicted model, not a curated record. Lineage: Eukaryota; Viridiplantae; Streptophyta; Magnoliopsida; Poales; Poaceae. Bases 53 to 586 code for a protein of 177 amino acids. Gene Ontology annotation, molecular function: protein dimerization activity. The transcript is spliced from 2 exons. Gene Ontology annotation, biological process: regulation of DNA-templated transcription.
CAAGCAAUUACAUUUGUCUCUGCUCAAGGCAAAACAGCAGAGAAGUUCAGUCAUGCAAGGCCCUAGCACCAAGUCCUUCAGGCAAGCGUUCCUCGAGAACCUCCUUGUAAGUCUCCAGCUACAGCAGGAGCACACGAGCAAACAUGAUUCGUCAUCCGUCGGCGCCGCCAUGAGCCUUCAUGAGAGGAAGCUCGCUGUCAAGUCCUCUGCCGAUGUCGCAAUGGCGGCUGCCCGUGGCGCCGGCGCGAGGUGGACUAGAGCCAUCUUGGCUCCGGCGUCCAGUGCGUGCAAGGUGCAGAGGUGCAGGAGGAUCGUCAUCAGGUGCCGCGGCCGAAAGAGGACCUUGACGACGAGGUCAGCUCCUGCUAGCGGCGGCGGGGCUAGUAAUGAGGUUGCGAGGAGGCUGGUGAGGAGGAGGACCAUGGCGCUGAGGGAGGUGAUACCGGGAGGCCGGGACGCCGCCGUCGACGAGGCCACCCUGCUACGCGAGGCCAUGGACUACGUCGUCCACCUGCGCGCUCAGGUCGACGUGCUCCGCCAGGUGUCGGAAGCCGUGCAAAGAUCCGGCUCCAGUAUCCUACAGUGAUUCGUUGUCUCCUUGCGUACGUCAAGAAAAAGGGAAACAUAAUUAGUUAGUGAUUCAAUGUCUUCAGACG